UGGCCUGACGUUAUCGAGAAGGCUGGCCCAGUUGACUCCCCGGCGAGAGUAGUGGGGUUGGUAGCAGGACCAAGGUCGGGCGCUGUCUCGCUCUUUUGCAAUGACGUAACCUUCACGCUGCACUAAACCACCCACCCUGAUCACCAGGAUCCUUCCUGCCCAAUGGCCGCCAAAGCCCCUGCACCUCUGGCCCAGUUCGCAGAAGCAAUCGCCUGCAACCCUACUGCCGGUGAGUUUGACGACUCGAUUUGGCUCCAGAGUGGACGUGGCUGGCCAGGCUGCUGGACAUCUGUCGUUCUGUCAUGUGUCACUGGGCACGCUCAGAACCAUCCCCACGAGGCUCUCUGGGGCUGCUUGUGCCAGUCUUACCAGAGUACAGCCCCAGACGCAGACGCGCCGAUUAAUCCUGGAUCUUCGCGACCCCAGGCUGAAACUUACCCAAAUUCAAGGUCGGAGUCAGGUACAGUUCAGGCGGCCACAUGGAGUCGCUACCUGAUCGAACGACAGCCGCGGGAGCGCUAUUACUACGGAACUUGGACCCAGCUGGGGCAGCCUGAUCGGCGCACUCGACACUCUGUCGUUGGUGAAUCUCAUCAGAUCUUCAUGCCCAACACCGUGUGCGACGGCGCGAGACGACCCGCUCGUACCACAUUGCAAAUCUUCUUGUCUCGGCAUCAGCUUUUUCUCGUGGAUAUCCCUUCAGUAUGUAAACAUCUCACGCGCAGCAUCAAAACCUUCGGCUUGUGACUUGAUUCUCGUGCUGGCUGCCCCUGGUAAGGUCCGUCUCUUGCCCAGCACCCCAUGCAAGAUGACGUUGUUCGGGCAUACUACCUUGGACUGCAAUUUCCCCAGCAAGCGAUGGCAUUCGAAGACAUUCUGGUCAUAGCCAAUAAGCAAAAAUUAAUCUGCAAGACUUACGAGGCAGUAUUCAGUGCCACAUCGCGAGAGGUGACGAGAGGAAGAGCCCAGCGAGGCGGACGGGUAGUGCCACGUGGGGCUUUCCUGCAGUAUUGCGACAACCCUCCAAAAAAGAAAAG
Alternaria alternata is the source of this 1037-nucleotide messenger RNA. RefSeq lists its product as hypothetical. The transcript has a single exon. The coding region runs from base 163 to 747 and encodes 194 amino acids. The record is from RefSeq and is a predicted model, not a curated record. Lineage: Eukaryota; Fungi; Ascomycota; Dothideomycetes; Pleosporales; Pleosporaceae.